Glycine soja is the source of this 767-nucleotide messenger RNA. RefSeq names its product factor of DNA methylation 5-like. The coding region runs from base 46 to 564 and encodes 172 amino acids. The record is from RefSeq and is a predicted model, not a curated record. Gene Ontology annotation, biological process: gene silencing by siRNA-directed DNA methylation. Lineage: Eukaryota; Viridiplantae; Streptophyta; Magnoliopsida; Fabales; Fabaceae. The transcript has 2 exons.
GAGAAAAAAGCUGUCAGUGAUGCACUGUUGAAGCUUGAAAAAGAGAUGGGAAAUGAACAAAAGUUGAAUUUAGAAAUUGCUGAACUAGAGGAACAACUCAAGGUUUUCAAGUGUGUGAACUUGGAGGAAGCUGAUCAUGAGAAUAAAAGAAAGAUAGAAAUAGAAGAGAUAGAAGAAAAAUUGGAGGACAUGAUUUUUGAUAUGUCCGUAAAAGAUGAUGAAAAUCAAGCUUUGAAGAAGAAGGUACAAGAAGCUAAAAUCGAGCUAGAAGAUGCUAGGCAACAAAUUAUUAAGGAAUUACCACAGUUCUUGAAAGGGGUUACUAAGAUUCAAAUAAAAAAAAUUGGGGAGGUCAGUGCUAGGUCAUUUAAAAAAGUGUGCAUGAAUAGGUAUAAAAAUAACAAAAAAGCAUCAACGGGGUCUGUCAAACUGUGCGCAAAGUGGCAAAAAGAAAUUCUGGAUUCAACAUGGCACCCUUUUAAGAUUGUUGAUGUCGAAGGGAAGGAAAUACAGGUAUAUGAUACAUCUUGGUUCCUUCUAUGUUUUCUUCAUGUUUUGGUUUAACAUAGCUGUGAAUUAGUAGAAGAGAAGGCUCGUUCAAAUGUAAUAAUGUUACUUUAUUAUAGAUCCCAUAAACACAUGUUCAUGUAAGAAAAUUUUAUGUAUAUCUCCAAUUUAGAGUUUGUUACAACCAAACUGGCAUAAUCUGUAAAACAUGGCAUGUUAUCAGCAGGGUAGGGGAUUCAAUUAUGUGUCACAAAUGUACA